Messenger RNA from Coprinopsis cinerea okayama7#130, 738 nucleotides. RefSeq lists its product as hypothetical. The transcript has 2 exons. The record is from RefSeq and is a predicted model, not a curated record. The coding region runs from base 1 to 738 and encodes 245 amino acids. NCBI's taxonomy places the organism in Eukaryota, Fungi, Basidiomycota, Agaricomycetes, Agaricales, Psathyrellaceae.
AUGUCUGAGCCUCCUGGUGACCAGGGAGGUAAUCCCAAUCAAAACGCCCAAAGCGUUCACGAGCAUCAGGCUUCUGCCAACAAUGAUGCCACCAACCCCGCCACGACGUCUGUGCCUGGACAACCAUCUCAACAAACUGUCAACAGCGGGAACGCGCAAUGCCAACAACCACUCCCUAACCAUGGGUCAAGCCGGACUCAACUCCAUCUCUCACGUCCCAAAUCGCCGAAAGGACCUCGCCCUGCACCAACAGCUCUUCGCUGGCAAUCUGGGGGUGCUGGAAACUCGGGUCACUUGUCGGGUGGUGAAGACGUGGGGGUGAACGCAUGGGUGGCAGAGAAUGCGAAGAAGCGGGACAACGAAGGGAAGAUCAGAUACACCACGACACGGAGCGAUAUGACUGCAUUGGACGAAGUCUUCGACAGUAUCCACCUCGACAUUACAAAUAAUACAACCAUCAUUCGCGUUUACUCUGGAGUUACUGGUGCUGCUAUCACGAUUCCGGUCGAAUUGGGCGACAAUGGUCCGCCGCCUGGACCAUCUAAAUCUCCGCCAACGCCAAACACUCUCAAAGAUAUCGACGCGACAGUUAAAAACCUCAUUCGUUCGGCCACUGGAUUCUCGGAUGCUGAUUGGGCUUCCGACAAGGAGACCAGGGCCUAUGGAUGUGCCUCUUCCUCAUCAUUAACAAUUUCCCUGUCCCUCAACCAUUUCUCUUCAUCUGCGACGACAAAUUGA